ACUGGAGAUCCGGCACAGCUCCUGCGUGGAUCGGUCCCGGCCGGGCUGCGGAGCUGUCGGCGACAAUCCAUCAGACAGGGCGGAGCGCCAGCGGCGACGGUCCGUCAGGUGGGCGCCAGCUCGUCACGGCCCAGCGGCGAGCGGCUGCCGAGGCGCGGUGGUCGGCACUCAGGUGGACCACGUCAGUGGGCCCCGCUCUCCGGUCGCGAGAGGUCAUGGCGCUUCGCCGGGCGGCGCUGCCGCUGCUGUUGCUGCUGCUGUUGCCGGUCGGACUGACGGCCGCGGAGCAGGUCGUGGAGGCUUCUGGCGACGGUGAGGCGGCCGACGCCGUCGUGGACAGUGGUGUCGAGCAGGACAUGGUGGGCGAGGAACUAAUGCGGUUCGAGCCGAGCGCUGAUCCGGGGCCGGGGCCGGGGCCGGAGCCGGAGCCGGAGCCGGAGCCGGUGUCGGCCAGUGAUGCGGCCCAGAGGGAGGACCUGGCCACCCGGCCCAAGCAGGCCAAGAAGACCGAGGAAGCGACGCGAGAGCAAGAGCUGAGGCCACAGCCGCGACCCACCUCAGCCACCGGACUGAUUGCAAACCUGUUCAGCUCGCUGGCGCGGCCCGAGGAGGGCAGCCAGUGCCCGGGCCGCUGCUACCACGCGCUGGCCGCGCUCAUGUGCGAGAAGGUGCUGGACGACAAGCCGUGCCCACAGCCGUCCAUGCGCUGCUGUGUACUGGCCGGCGGACAGCAGGCGCCGGCGCCCGCGACCGUGGCGCCACCUGCGCCAGCCGCCCUCACCGCCACCAAGAGCGCCACCACCAAGCGAGAGGUGCCUACGACACCAGCCACAACCACCACGCCGGCGCCGACAACCACGCCCACAACCCGGGCCCCCGCGCCCGAGACCACGACGGCGACUUCGCCGACGAUUGAUUGA
Molecule: messenger RNA, 920 nt
Organism: Pollicipes pollicipes
Lineage: Eukaryota; Metazoa; Arthropoda; Thecostraca; Pollicipedomorpha; Pollicipedidae
Product: protein masquerade-like
Exons: 3
Coding region: 216-920 (234 amino acids)
Source: RefSeq, a predicted model, not a curated record